AGGAUCGAUUUAUGCUAAAGGAAUAUUGAGCUAUAAGAGGAACCAUGUUAACUGGAAGAUGAAGGAAAAGAGUAAACCAUUUAUCCCAUAGCCCUUCAAAACCGCAAAAAACUAUGGCCGAAGUGAAGCUAUUUGGCUUUUGGGCAAGCCCUUUCUCCCGCAGAGUUGAACUAGCCCUGAAACUCAAAGGAAUAUCCUAUGAAUACAUUGAAGAAGACCUAUCCAAUAAGAGUCCUUCAGUUCUUAAGUAUAAUCCCAUCCAUAAGAAGGUCCCUAUUCUUGUGCACAAGGAAAAACCGCUAGCAGAAUCAUUAGUAAUUCUUGAGUACCUUGACGAGACCUGGAAAAGCAAUCCUAUUUUGCCUCAAGAUCCCUACGAAAGAGCCACGGCUCGCUUCUGGCGUAAAUUCAUAGACGAAAUGCUCUUGCCAACAGCAACGAGGGCUAAUCGUAGCACAGGGAAGGAACAAGAGCAGGCUAAAGAAGAAGUUCAUCAGCAGCUGAAAAUUCUGGAGGAUGAGCUCAAGGGGAAGGAAUUUUUUUCAGGUCAGAGAAUUGGAUACCUGGAUAUUGUUGCAAAUAUUUUAUUCUGGUUUGAAUAUCCAGAAGAGGUUACGGUAGGAAAAGUACUAACUCCAGAGAAAUUUCCAAUUAUCUAUGAAUGGAUUCAAAAGCUCAAAAAAGUUGAUGUUGUCAAUGAAUGCCGGGUCCAAAAAGAGAAAUAUCAAGAUUUUAUUAAAUCUAUCUCCGUCGUGAAGCCUUAAAUUCUGCUUCCAACUAAAGUCCUGUUGAAACUCCUCUACUACAACAAAGAUUAUGUGCUUUGAACUUCUGUUUAUGAUGUAUUCCAUAAACUUGUUGAGGAUAACGUAUAACAUAGAUAAAUAAAAGCUCAUUUAAUUGAACUGAGACUAAUGUACCGUUUGAAAGGUUCUGCUGCAGAGAGAUUUGCUGAGAGCAGAAAAUUUCUUUGUUUGUAGUUAUAUAGGUAUAUUUUUCAU
Durio zibethinus is the source of this 1001-nucleotide messenger RNA. NCBI's taxonomy places the organism in Eukaryota, Viridiplantae, Streptophyta, Magnoliopsida, Malvales, Malvaceae. The record is from RefSeq and is a predicted model, not a curated record.